Mytilinidion resinicola is the source of this 1602-nucleotide messenger RNA. Its product is annotated as AB-hydrolase YheT. The record is from RefSeq and is a predicted model, not a curated record. NCBI's taxonomy places the organism in Eukaryota, Fungi, Ascomycota, Dothideomycetes, Mytilinidiales, Mytilinidiaceae. The transcript has 7 exons. Bases 133 to 1431 code for a protein of 432 amino acids. Gene Ontology annotation, molecular function: monoacylglycerol lipase activity; acetylesterase activity. Gene Ontology annotation, biological process: medium-chain fatty acid catabolic process; medium-chain fatty acid biosynthetic process.
CUUCUUGUCGUUCAAGCUAUCCAAGGCUCGAUCAAUCUAAAGGGCCUUCCACGGGAUGUCAAGGCUAAGGCCGAAUUCCAAGUACUCCACUGGCCUUCUAUCACGAUCCAGAAAACGAUCUCAAGACAAACCAUGGUGAACCUCUCCUGGAUCUACGGCCAUGCAAAAACUACCUGGGCGCAUCCAACUAGCCCCAUCCAACUAACUACAAAAUCUGGCGACGAAGUUUCCCUGUCCGAAUUCUGCAAAGCCACAGUACCAGAAUGCCACCUAAACCCCCUCCUCUUCAACGGCCAUCUCCAAACCUGCUACACAGCUAUCAAAGAAGAAGGACCAGCACUCACCUACAAGCGCAAGACUUUUGAAUCCGACGAUGUCAACUACCCAGGCCAGUUCACCGUGGAUUUCGUGGCCCGUGAAUCAAGUCCGAAGGAUGACACGCUGCCAAAGCGUACAACGUACUACUCUGAGAAAGAGCUAGAGCAAAUUGGGUCUUUGGACAGCAAACCUAUGAUUAUAGCUCUCCACGGACUUAGUGGGGGCUCGCAUGAGCUUUAUCUAAGACAUGCAAUAGCCCCGCUGUUAACGCCGGAAGCUGGUUGGGAGGGUUGUGUGAUCAAUGCAAGGGGGUGUGCCAUGUCGAAGUUGACGACGGAUAGGCUGUUCAAUGCUCGAGCUUCUUGGGAUGUUCGGCAAUUAGUGAAAUGGUUGCGGGUGAAGUUUCCGAAUAGGCAGCUGUAUGGGAUUGGGUUUUCGCUAGGGGCGACUAUCUUGACUAAUUACGUUGCGGAAGAAGGCGCAAGUUGUGAGCUCAAAGCUGCAGUGGUCAUAUCGAGUCCCUGGAAUCUGGAAGUGAGCAACAUAGUGUUGCAAUCGACAUGGGUUGGCCUCAAUCUGUAUUGUAGAGUUUUAGGAGGCUCUGUCUUAAAGUUGUUUGAGAUUCACUCAGAACAGAUCCUCAAGAAUCCCUUGAUCGACGAGAAGAAAGUAAGAAGCAUACGUUUUUUGUACGAGUUCGACAGAUACGUACAAGGACCAACCUGGGGCUACCCUACUGAAGGAGCAUAUUACCGCGAUGCAUCAUCAGUGGAUGCAUUGAAUAACGUCAGGAUACCGCUCCUUGCCAUCAACGCACAAGACGAUCCGAUUGCUUGCAACGAAGCCAUACCAUACGAAGAGUUCAAGCUGAACCCGUACGCAGUGUUGUGUGCUACGUCGAUGGGUGGCCAUCUCGGAUGGUUCCAGAUCGGAGGCAAGAGAUGGUUUGCUCAGGCGGCAACCGAUUUCCUGAAAAGGUUCGAGACCGAUGUCGAUACAGCUGCAACUGCAACAAAAAACCCCGCGCUAAAUAGCAAUGCUGUGACCUUGGGGAAAGGCCCUCGUUUUGAUCCCUUACGCCGAAGGUUGCAUGACCCAGCAAUAGAGCCAUGAUGGCACUUGCGGACUCCCAAACACCCAUAUAGACUAGGUAUCUUUUCAACCAAAAGACACCUUCUUCAUCUUCCCUUUUGCCUUUGGCGGGGCACUAAAGGCACUCUCAUCAUCUUUUUUAGGAGCUGAUUUCUUGUUUCGCUUCUUGCGGAGCGAAUCCUUGGUUUCCUC